Molecule: messenger RNA, 1143 nt
Organism: Paraglomus occultum
Lineage: Eukaryota; Fungi; Glomeromycota; Glomeromycetes; Paraglomerales; Paraglomeraceae
Source: the annotation of a GenBank genome assembly
AUGUCUCCUGGUCCAGUCUCGACUAACGGCAUCGGCAUCGCCAAUCUGCCGAACCAGCGUCAUAAGAUAGUCGCUAAGCGUGGAACAAACUUCACGCUUAUGGUUGUUGGCGAAUCCGGUCUUGGAAAGACGACGUUUAUCAAUACACUUUUCACCACUACGAUAAAAGAACAUAAGAAUCAAAAGAAACGUCAUGCCAAGCAAACUGACAAGACGGUUGAAAUUGAGAUAACGAAAGCGGAACUCGAGGAAAAGACGUUCAAAGUCAAACUUACCGUCAUCGAUACGCCUGGAUUCGGCGACUACGUAAACAACCGCGAUAGUUGGCUACCAAUCAUUGAAUUUAUCGAUGACCAGCAUGAAUCAUACAUGCGGCAAGAACAGCAACCACACCGCGGCGAGAAAUUGGAUCUGAGAGUACAUGCUUGUUUGUACUUUAUUCGACCAACGGGACAUACCUUGAAACCGCUGGACAUUGAAGUUAUGAAGCGUUUGGGAUCUCGGGUUAAUCUUAUCCCAGUAAUUGCCAAGGCUGAUACUCUCACACCAAAUGACUUGGAGACUUUCAAGAGAAGGGUUCGUGAAGUUAUUGCCGCUCAAAACAUUCAGGUCUACCAAUGCCCAAUUGAAAGUGAUGAUGAAUCCAGCACUAAACGCAACAUGAACAUCAUGGCCGCAAUGCCAUUUGCUAUCAUUGGUAGUGAACAAGACGUCACUACGGCCGACGGCCGUAGUGUGAAGGGUCGUCAAUAUAGCUGGGGAGUAGCUGAGGUCGAAAAUGAAGAUCAUUGUGACUUCCAGAAAUUGCGCCAGCUAUUGAUCAGAACACACAUGUUAGACUUGAUUGCUACCACAGAAGAAACUCAUUAUGAGACUUAUCGCCAGGCGCAAAUGGAGACUAGGAAGUUUGGGGAACCCAAGCAAAAGAAACUUGAUAACCCUAAAUUCAAAGAAGAAGAAGAAUCUCUCCGCAAGAGGUUCACUGAACAGGUUAAACUCGAAGAGAAUCGUUUCCGUCAAUGGGAACAGCAUCUUAUCGCUGAGCGUGAUCGUCUCAACAAAGAUUUGGAAUCUGAGCAUUCACACAUUAAGGAAUUGGAAGCCGAGUUGGAGCGAUUGCAAGCUAAUAUGCGCAGAAAAUAG